Magnusiomyces paraingens is the source of this 2037-nucleotide messenger RNA. RefSeq lists its product as uncharacterized. Lineage: Eukaryota; Fungi; Ascomycota; Dipodascomycetes; Dipodascales; Dipodascaceae. Bases 1 to 2037 code for a protein of 678 amino acids. The record is from RefSeq and is a predicted model, not a curated record. Gene Ontology annotation, biological process: RITS complex assembly; regulatory ncRNA-mediated heterochromatin formation; regulation of transcription by RNA polymerase II. The transcript is spliced from 2 exons. Gene Ontology annotation, cellular component: SAGA complex.
AUGCCAUUAUCGACAAGUGAGCUUUUAGCCAAAGCUUUCAAUGAAUCACCUGCACAGUCAUCUCGAAUAGUUUUAAACAUUAAGAAAAAAGCCAAUACUUCAGACGCAUCCGAUUCUAAUAAAAAAGAUGCAUCUUGGAUUGAUUUAGCUAAAGAACUAGAAGAAUCAGCAUCUCUCAAAUCGAUUUCCGACGAUCCUUUGACAAAUCCUCAAGUGCUUCCUCAUCCACCACAUCACCAUCCAGCAGCCCCAAUUAUUUCUUAUGAAGAUCGAUCAGUUUUAAAUUCAACGUCAAUCUUACACUCUAGCAUCAACUACAGACUAUGCCCAUAUUGCUCACGGCCAUUAUGGGUGUCUGCACUACAAUAUCAUAUUGAAUCGUCCUGCCCCAAGGCGCCCCCAUUACCAAAACUUGCAAAGGAUCCUAGCAUCUUUGUCGAGUCAGUUUCGUCCAAUCAGCAAAAUGGGACGAAAAAGAAAAAGAGGCAAUCAAUAUCUUCAAACUCUGCUCAACAACCGGCUAACAAUACAUUCACAUCGUCACCUCUUAAAAAGAGAAAGCUCGAUAAUAGCAACAACAAUAACAAUAACAAUAGCCAUAACAAUAGCAAUAGCAAUAGCAAUAGCAAUAGCAAUAGCAAUAGCAAUAACAUUAACAAUAAUAAUAAUAAUAAUAAUAAUAAUAAUAAUAAUAAUAAUAAUAAUAAUAACAAUAAUAAUAAUAAUAAUAACAAUAAUGACAACAACAACAACAACAAUGGAAAAGCAUCGGACUCAGGUUCUACAUUAGUUAAUUCAGACCCACCUGAGAAUGAUGGAGUGAAUGGAACAGCAUCUUUAGCAACAACAUCAAAUUCUACUACAGAGAAGGAAGGAGACGCUGAGGAGCCUGACCCAGCAUCUCAAAAGAAAAAGGUGCGAAAGUUUAAUAUGACUAAACAAAGAAAAAUGGCACUUGCUGCUGCGCAGGCAGAAGCGAUUGCGCGAGGCGAAAAGCCACCGACUAUUGAUCAAUUAGAUUUAGCGAAGAUUACCAAGAAGCCUGGGAAGAAGCCACGCAAAUCCAAGGAAAAAGAAAAGGAAAAAGAGAAGGAAAAGGCUGCUAAGGCUAAAGCUCCAGUCGAUGUGGAAAAACAGUGUGGUGUACCACUGCCAAAUGGGGGGCUGUGUGCGCGUUCGUUAACAUGCAAAACACAUUCUAUGAGUGCAAAGCGAGCGGUUAGAGGUCGCUCAGCACCAUACGAUGUGCUACUUGCAAAUUACCAAAAAAUGAACCAAGUUAAGAUGGCAUCCAUGUCUACUGUGCAACAACUUGCCGAUGAAAACGAAGCAUUAGGCGGGUCCGAAGUUGACCCAGAAGAAGAGGUGAGGCAAGUGAUGGAGGGUGUUCACCGGUCGAAUCCGAUUCCAAUGGAACAAAAGAUUUUGAUUCCAACACGAAUGAAGACGAAUUUUAUCAAGAUGCGAGAAAUGUUUGCAGGAGCACUGUUGCCACGAGGUGUUCGCCCGUUGGGUGGAUUUUUGGGUCGGUCAUUGGCCAUCAAUCCAAACAACUCUGCCGAUAUACAUUAUAUUCGACCACCUAAUCAGGUUCUUAAACAACAAAAACUGAUGCAAAUACAUCAGGCUCAAGCUCAGGCACGUCAGUUGGCGAUACAGCAACAACUGGCGCAACAGCAAUCUCAGCAACAGCAACCUCAACAGCAGCAACAGUCUCAACAGACUGGAUUGACGCCACAGCAGAUUGCUUUACAGCAACAACAACAGCAACAGAUGCUACAUCUAGCUCAGCAGAACUUGGCUCGACAUCAGUUGGCACGACAGCAGGCUGGACAUCCACCGUUGACACCACAACAACAGCAGCAGUUUUUGCAUCUUGCACAGCAAAAUAUUGCGCGACACCAGUUGGCAAGACAGCAACAAGCGGCAGCAGCAGCUGUAGCUCAAGCUCAGGCUCAGGCUCAAGCUCAGGCUCAAGCUCAGGCUCAGGCUCAGGCUCAGGCUCAAGCUCAAGCCCAAGCCCAAGCCCAAGCCUAG